This is a messenger RNA of Eurytemora carolleeae, 2396 nucleotides long. RefSeq names its product eukaryotic peptide chain release factor GTP-binding subunit ERF3A (gene eRF3). The record is from RefSeq and is a predicted model, not a curated record. Gene Ontology annotation, cellular component: translation release factor complex. Gene Ontology annotation, biological process: translational termination; translation; nuclear-transcribed mRNA catabolic process, deadenylation-dependent decay. The transcript is spliced from 17 exons. Gene Ontology annotation, molecular function: translation release factor activity; GTP binding; GTPase activity. Bases 130 to 1836 code for a protein of 568 amino acids. NCBI's taxonomy places the organism in Eukaryota, Metazoa, Arthropoda, Copepoda, Calanoida, Temoridae.
CCAUUCCAUUUUUCAGAUAGACAGAUAGUAGAAUAUCUGAUGUGAACAGUUGAUCUUUAAGAGAAGUGAAGGAAAGGAUUGCUGUGUCCGGCCUUGGCUUCUGCACUCCUCUUGGAUUUGAAGAUCAAAAUGGCGACCAACGGUGCGCCGGAUAGCUGGGAUGAUGGUGAAGAUAUGAACGAUAAGAUGGCGGCGCUUAAUGUAGAUGCGCCAAGUUUUGUUCCCAACGUGAAUGCUGCGGUUUUUGUGCCUUCCUUUCUACCAGCUGCGGCGGCCUUUGCUCCUGCUCCUACAGCUGCUCCUGUUCCCUCAUCGGCUCCUGAACCCACCAAAUCUCCUGUUCACACUGUCGUUGAUUUACCCCAGAAAAAGGAUUCUGAGCCGUCGCCUACAGAGGAGAAUACUGGUGCCGAUUCAUGGGAAGAUAAGGCCGAUAUGUCAAGUUCAGCCACAACCCCUGAUGAUGAAGAUUCAAUGGAGAUUGACGAGAGUGGAACCUCAAGAAAGACUCGUGUGAAGCAGAAGGCCAAGACACAGGAGGAGGUGACUACAGACAAGGAACAUGUCAACGUCGUCUUCAUUGGACACGUCGAUGCUGGUAAAAGUACUAUUGGCGGACAGAUGAUGUUUCUGACAGGAAUGGUGGAGAAGAGAACAUUGGAGAAAUAUGAAAGAGAAGCGAAGGAGAAGAACAGAGAGACCUGGUAUCUCUCAUGGUGUAUGGACACAAACUCGGAAGAACGUGAGAAAGGAAAGACGGUUGAGGUUGGUCGGGCAUAUUUUGAAACUGACCAAAAGCACUUUACUAUCCUGGAUGCCCCCGGGCAUAAAUCCUUUGUCCCGAACAUGAUUGGCGGAGCGUCUCAGGCAGAUCUCGCUGUGCUCGUCAUAUCCGCCAGGAAGGGAGAGUUCGAAACUGGGUUCGAAAGAGGGGGCCAGACCCGGGAGCAUGCUAUGUUGGUGAAAACUGCUGGAGUAAAACAUCUUGUUGUUUUAAUAAACAAAAUGGACGAUCCCACCGUCAACUGGGAUGUCAAGAGGUACGAUUACUGCAAAGAUGCUCUAACUCCUUAUCUGAAGAAACUAGGAUUCAACCCAUCUAAGGAUAUCAUGUUCAUGCCUUGCUCUGGACUGUCAGGUGCUGGUUUAUUGGAACCUGUUGGGUCAGAGGCGCCCUGGUAUACAGGUCCAUCUUUCAUCCCAUAUAUUGACUCCCUGCCGACCCUACUAAGAAAUGAUAAUGGUCCUUUCAUGAUGCCUAUAGUAGACAAGUACAGUGAGAUGGGUACAGUUGUAAUAGGAAAAGUGGAGAGUGGAAAGUGCAAGAAAGGCGAUCUGUUGUUAGUUAUGCCUAAUAGGGUUGAGGUGAAGGUUGACCAGCUCUGGUCCGACGAUAUUGAGGUUACAGGAGUCACCUCAGGAGAAAAUAUUAAAGUCAAGGUUAAAGGAAUAGAGGAAAACGAAGUAACCCCGGGAUUCGUACUCUGUGACCCCCAAAACCCAAUUAAAACCGGAACCGUCUUUGAUGCACAAAUUGUGAUGCUGGAUCUAAAAUCUAUCAUCUGUGCUGGAUAUUCUUGUAUUCUUCACCUUCAAGCAAUGUCAGAAGAGGUAACUAUUAAAGCCCUGAUUUGUCUGGUGGAUAAGAAAACAGGAGAGAAAUCUAAAACAAGGCCGAGGUUUAUUAAGCAGGACCAGAUCGCUAUUGCCAGGUUUGUAUCCAACCAUCCGAUCUGUAUGGAAACCUUCAAGGAUCAUCCACAGCUUGGCAGAUUCACGCUUAGAGACGAAGGAACUACUAUUGCAAUCGGAAAAAUCUUGAAGGUUGUUGAAUAAACACUGAAAUAUCACGAUAUGGAACACCACGGAAACAAUAGUGAAAUAUAUGUGGGCCCGGCUCAAUCAACGAACACUGCUGCUGGUAACAAACACAUCCUCAAAAUUCAGUUUUUUUUAAAUCCGCAGUUUGAGACCGAGGAAAUCCGCCAAAAUAUAUAUCUCGAAGAAGAUCGCGGAUUUGCACUCGCCUAUUCAGUGAUAUGUUUGGUGACCAACUGCGACCGGAUUCAAAAUAUAGUUAAAUGUGAUUUUUCAACAAUAAUUGUUGGGGAUCAGGGGUCUUGGCUAAUUUUUAUACAGGUUUAAAUAUUAAAAGGGUAUGGUACUGAAUUAUGCUUAAACAAUAUAUCAACCUAAAAACUGUAGUUUUUUUUAACUCCUUGUUCUGGAGGAAUUGUGCUGAAAACUGAGUUUAGUAAAUCCUGUUUCUAAUCUCGUGCUUUUAGUGUCAGAAUAUUUUUGCUAUUAAACUUCUUUACAUAAACUCAUCUCUAGGCGAGAUUUUUUACUUUAUUUACAAUUUUUUUUGUCGAAAAGUAAAUAUAUUAACAGUUUUA